Molecule: messenger RNA, 1620 nt
Organism: Amphibalanus amphitrite
Lineage: Eukaryota; Metazoa; Arthropoda; Thecostraca; Balanomorpha; Balanidae
Product: protein transport protein sec31-like
Exons: 5
Coding region: 557-1588 (343 amino acids)
Biological process (GO): muscle structure development; actin cytoskeleton organization
Cellular component (GO): stress fiber; adherens junction; filamentous actin
Molecular function (GO): actin binding; muscle alpha-actinin binding
Source: RefSeq, a predicted model, not a curated record
AGUCGCGGUCCAUGUGGUCGCCGGGAGGGUGGAGGUCGGCGGGUCGUCGGUCGGACGUGGUGUGACCGGUGUUUGAGAGUGACAGCGAGAGGGGUAUAUCGGUGUGACAACUGACAAACGAGUGUGGAUUGACUGAGCCAGUGACUAACAUGGAGAGAAGCCUAUCACACGUGGGUUUGUUGUGGCCUGCAGUCCAGUGAAACCACCAGCGGAGCUGGGUGAUUGACAAAUGACCGAAGGCACUGUUUGAACGAUCUUGGCCUUUGCCAUUUGUUGAUUGGGUGCUCGGGACUUAACGGCACGCCGUACGGUCUCUGGGGUGAAUGAGUGUCACCUGACAGCGACGUUAGCCUGACCCGUGUCAGAUGACAGAGAUGAUGACUGCGGCGGAAUGAUGACAGCAGCACGUCAUCGGUGACCGACAUCUCCACCCGGUGCACUCUGACAUUUCCCCGAGAGGGCAGCCGAGGCAGCACUGCCCCCAGGUCGUGUCCCGUUACACGCGGUACCCGGUGUCUACAGUUACACGGUCCUGUGGAAGCCUCAGCUGUAGCCGAUGACGACCAAGGAGAUCGUACUGGAGGGCGGGCCGCCGUGGGGCUUCCGGAUGCACGGGGACGGCGCGGCCGGAACGCCCUUCCGGAUAUCUCGGGUGAACCCUGGCAGCCUGUCGGCCGAGUGCGGACUGCGAGAGGGCGAGCUGGUGCUCCGUAUAGGCGGAGUCCCGGCCGCUACCCUCAGCACGGCCCAGGCGCAUCAGCUGAUGAGGGAGGCCGGCGGACGGAUGGAGCUCACCGUGGCCGCGCGUGAGAUGCCGUCGCCGCGGAUGAGCCGAAAACAGAGUGCUCCUACUGCGGUGCCUGCUCCGCCCCCACCUCCUCCCCCACCCCCCGUACGUCCCCCACCUCCUGCCCCGGCCCCGGCACGGCACGGCAGCCCCAGCGCUGCCCGGAAGGACACGGUACGUCCCCCGGCCCCGGUGCUGCAGGGCAGUCCCAGCGCCGUGCGGAAGGACCCGGUCUCAGUACCGGGAGCUGUGCCGUCCGUGGGCCCCCGUCGCAGCCCGGUCCGCAGCCCCAGCCCGGCCCGGGCUGCCGUGGACGGGAUGCAGCGGUCGGGGUCACAGGAGGAGCUGAACGCUGCGUUUGAGCGGCUGGCGAUGGGGGCGGUGGCCCAGCAGCAGCAGCAGCCACAGCCGCAGCAGCAGCAGCAGACCCCGCCGCCGGCCCGGAGAAUGGUGGCACUGAGUCGGAGUCGAUCGCUGGACAAACCCCCGGGGAUGCAGCGACACAUCGUCAACGGAGACGCGUCCCAGUCGGCGGGAGACAGCCAAGGUGUGACAUCACCGCUGCCCCCUCCCAGCCCCAAAUCACUCAGCAGAAGUCCUUCACUUCGGCGCAAAGAAUUGCAGCAAAGCAUGCACGAAUCCGUGACGUCAUUCAUCGAAGCGGAGACCAGUCAGCUGUUGAAGGAGAUUGACAGUGCCCUGGGAAACAAAUACGACCUGGGUAAGACCCCUUCCCCACCGCAACACCCGGCUCUAUCUGCAUGUUGUCCAAGUCGCGCCCUUCGGAAGCGUGAUCGGUGACGCCUCGCCUUGCCGUCGGCGGUCGCCCUGUU